This is a messenger RNA of Dermacentor silvarum, 1891 nucleotides long. RefSeq lists its product as uncharacterized. Bases 87 to 1694 code for a protein of 535 amino acids. Gene Ontology annotation, biological process: proteolysis. The transcript is spliced from 14 exons. NCBI's taxonomy places the organism in Eukaryota, Metazoa, Arthropoda, Arachnida, Ixodida, Ixodidae. The record is from RefSeq and is a predicted model, not a curated record. Gene Ontology annotation, molecular function: metalloendopeptidase activity.
UUAAGAAAGCCUUAAGAUGUCCAUGCCUGUGUAGAAAAACUAUACUGAUAACCGCAAGCACAUUUCUUUUUCUUUGUUCACCUGAAAUGUUUACCGAUGUUCGCGUGCUGUCUUGUAUUUGCUUUUGCACAGAACUGUUGCAGUACAACGUGGGUUUGGAGCUUCACAGAUCCCAGAAAGGGGCCCCAGUAACCACCGUCGUGGUCCCUCGAAUCCUGGAAGAACGAAGUGACAGUGGAGAACUGGUUGUGGCCAUCCGUGCUGGUUGGACGUUGGCUCUGAGGAAAGCGUCCGUGCUGCGGGAACAACUAGAAGUCACAACACUCGAGCAAAAUAAGAAAACAAUUCAUUAUAUGAAUGGAUCACGGAUGGAACAGAACCUUUACCACGACCCUCAAGCCCGCGCCGUUGUCAUACUUACGCGCUCCCGAGGACUUCGGCUCGUUGGUAUUCUAAGUCCUACCGAACGAAUACAGCCAUCAGUUGCAGCUGGGUAUGGCACAAGAGGCAGCGUUAAACAUGAGAUUUGGCCCAUAGCGCAGACGAACUCUUACGCUGAGAAUUCAUCAGACGUAUUUCGAGAAGAUACUGAUGGCUACCCACAUUCCACGUUGUCUGAGCCUUCUAUCCAGACCGCAAGGAAAGUUCUCGAGGCACGGUCUGGAGCCUCAACUUACCCUCUGAAAGCCACUUGCGAGACCCGCAUUGCGGUAGACUCAACUUAUUUUGCCUCAUUUCGUAGGAAUACACGGAAACUUGCGCAGUACAUGGCCGUACUGGUAGCCUUUACGAACCUAAAGUUCCGUACCUUUCAAGAAAAUAUAUUACAUUUUCAGCUUAGUGUAACAGGAAUUGUAAUUUUUUCGCACGUGAGAGAAACAUUUAUCAGGAAAUGGGACAAGGAUCCGUCUGUUAUGCUUAGUGAAACGCUGACCGACCUCAACUCCUAUGUAAAACGCGAUAGCAUGUUUGAGAAGGACGACAUCGUCAUGCUGUUUACAGGGCUUGACUUGGCCAUGAGUUACGGCACUGGAAAACCUCUGGGCCAAAGUAUAGUAGGGCUGGCGAAAGUCGGAACCGCUUGCGGCGAUUACAAAGCGGCGAUUGUGGAAGACAUACCGCGGACGUUCAGCAGCGUGCUUACUGUGGCCCACGAGAUUGGACACCUGGUAGGUUCGGUGCACGAUGGCUUUCCGAAUGAACACAGUUCGGUCGACCCGAGGACUUGUCCGAUGGGUGAAAAAAAGAUCAUGGCACCAACCAUGGGCAGAAAGAUGUGGCAGGCGUUCUCCUACUGCAGCACCGUCCAAGUAGCACAGUUCGUCAUGAGUAGCAAGGGAAACUGCUUGAAAAUUAAUAGUACUUCGAAAGAGAGUAAAAAAUUAACGUUUACUGAUGUUAACGAGACCCGACCUUCGCUGGACGAGUUUUGCCAACGCCACUAUACAGAAUAUAGAGGGACAGGUUAUAUAAAGCUUUCUGACGCAAGGCUGACUCUAGAUAAGUGCGUCAUCACAUGCAGAGAGCCUGAAAGACCAGGAGUAGUAAUAAUAAACGACGCACCUGAUGGCACGAGCUGUAACCAUACCAGACAACGCGCGAUAUGCAUCAACGGUAGAUGCACACGUGUUAAAGAUAAUCGUGUUGAGACAUUCGGAAAAGAUGUUAAGGAUAAGGUGAUUCAGCUGCGUUAGUGGACGUGAUAACAUAACCACCAAUGUCAUAUCUCGAUAACUAAGCACGAUGGCAACACUAUCGCGUUAUCCAAAACAUUAAAAACCAUAAAAAGAACGUUGAAGACUAAAGCAUUUUCCAGCUGUUGGAACGAACAUUCCUGCCUACAAGUUUCCACAAAGUUUAAUAUGUGAACAAGAAAGCUGGCCAUGGAAAA